GUGCUGCUUCAUGUGCCUGUACUGGAAGGCACGUGCUAUCGUGCGUGCUAUUUGUUCAUGCGCAUUACGACCCGUAAUUCGGUGAUAUAUUCGUUAUGCUAAACCUUAGCAACGGAAACCUAUUAUUUGUUGUGGCCAUUUAGUAGAGGCGUAGAGACGUUCACCACUCCAUGAAUUUGAUGACAAUAAUUCAUACUAGAAGUAGAAUUGUAAAUCCCCAGAAAUAAAACCGAAAAAUGUUCCGACAUGAGUACGGGCUCGCUAUGGACCGCGAUCAAAACAGUGCAUCGUACGUGUCAUCUUUCCAGGCAGACGACCUAAUGGAGAAGCUAAAGUUGCUAAACUAUGAACGACUGUUGCUGAAAGAAAUGAAAAUGAAACAAAUCAAUCGCUACUAUUUCCUGAAAUCAUUUAAUCCCGGUGAGCAGUUCUUCAUGUUUACGUCGAUAUGUGCCUGGUUGAUUCGAAAGAUUGGUAAAACAUUUGAUCAACCACAGGAGUUUGAUGAUCCCAAUAUGGUCAUUUCGAGAAUAAUCCGAGUGUUGCAGGAAAUGGAUGUGCCUACAGAUUUCCAAACAAACAAACUCAUUCAAGGAGCGGGACCGAUCUGCGUCUACAUAAUGGACUGCCUUGCGACGCAGGCCUUGAAACUGACCAAAUUCCAAAUCAAACGACCAGAGUGCAGAAAAGAAGAUGAUCCGAUGGUAGAUUUGAUCGAAAAUGACUCGGAGAUAAUUUUGGAGAAAGUCGAAGAAGAACAAAUGGCGGAAGCCAGCGAAGGAAGCGACGACGAAGGCAAUGGGUUGUUCGAUUUGAACUUCUCCGAUCCGAAAAACCGCAAAAUCACCAACAAAGAAUACAAAAUUGAUUCCCUGACCGAUAGUGAAAACUGGCGAUUAGAACUGGAACGCGUGCUGCCGCAGUUGAAGGUGGUCGUCAAAACGGACCCUCGCGAUUGGCGGGCGCAUCUGGAACAAAUGAGAAGCCUCCGGUCAAACAUCGAAAGUGCCACCGACGAAACGGACAGUCAGCUGAAAAAGUUGCAAACGGAUAUCAGCUACGUGAUGGAGAAAAUUGAAAGUCGUGAAAAGCACUUGAACAACGAUUUGAAGGAUCUGAUUCAGCAGUAUAAGCGUAUCCUGGUGGAGUAUAACCAGGUGCACAAUCAAAUGAAAGCAAUUGAUGGUGAGAAAACGGAGAAGGAACACGACCUUUCAAAAAUCACCAAUGAGUUGGAGAACAUUAAGAUACAGAUGGAACAGCGUGGAAACUCGAUGACGGAUGGAAGUCCAUUGAUUAACAUCAAGAAGGCAAUUUUCAGAAUCAAGGAGGAAAUUUCCGACAUGGAUAUAAAGAUUGGUGUGAUGGAGCAUACACUGAAUUCGGAGAUUAUCAAGCAAAGCGCUCAGUACGCAGAAUUUGAUUCGUUAGUUAUGGCGGCCCAUUAAAACAAAGAUGUAAGAAAAAAAUAAAGUGUUGAACUAGUUUUAUAAUGAAAUAAUUAAUAUUGAGCGUCUUAGGGGAAAAUGUUACAAGGUUAAAAUACUUCAAAUUUCCAUUUACUUCCGCUAUAUUCACUUAUGUAUCAUCAGAUACGCAUUUCGUAUUAACAAAACACUGAAGAAGUUUUCAAGUAGAAAACGAAAUACGUAUCUUAUGAUACAUAAGUGAAUAUAGCGGAAGUAAAUGGAAAUUUGAAGUAUUUUAACCUUGUAGAUUUAUACAUUUUGAAAGCCCAUCAAUUUCUCUUUGUUACUAAAUGAUGUUUUUAGCAGUCAAUGCAAUUGGUCACUGUAAAACAUGAGGUGUAAAUAAUAAUACUUUAUCAUGGAAGGAACUACUUUGAUUCCUAGGAACCUCAUGAGAAAAGGAAUUGAAUAUUUGUGCCGCCUUCAUAUUCUUAUGGCAAUAUUCGAUUCUCACGCACUCAUUUGUCCUAAGCACCUCUAAGCACGUAAGGCCAAGUAAAAAACCUCCACCCUGAGCAGCGGUUGGAUUUAGCCUAAACAUUGGCUCAGGUCAUUUUUUUUAGAUUUUAGGUUUUAUGCCAUUCCAUUAAAAAUAUCAAAUUAAUAGUUCACUUAUCAUAAGACAAGUUUGUACUUGAGUCGAGUCCAGUGCGAGACACUGAAGACGACCUUACUGUUGAGGUCGAAAUACGUAUUUGUCGAAGGUACAAUAAAGUAGUGGAAUUAAAUGGAAUAGUACAAACUCGUCUUAUGACAAGUGAAUACAUUCCACUAAAAGCUUAAAAUAAUUUUCUUAUCAAAACUAGUAGUAUUAUAACGGUGUUUUUCAAUGAGUGUUUAGUUACAAGUAACUCUUAAAAUUCUGUAUAAAAUCUCAACAUAAAAAAAGGUGUUAAUUAUUAUGAAAUAAGAAACCAAGCAGAAUUGUAAAAAUCUAACAGCUUAGAUAAAUGCCAACAAUUUUUUUGAGGUUUUAUAGAAAAAUGUAGUGAAAUAUGGGGUAUCCUACGAAAUACUUAAAGACGAAAAACCUUAUGAAUACUCAUAAGGCUGUAACACAUAAGGCUGUAAAGUAUCAGAUGGGUGAAACGUAAAAUUGGUGGGAUGCAAUGGAUCUCAAACGUACGAUAGAGUACAAGUUGAGUAGGUAAAUAGUGAAUAAUUAAUAAAAACAUGAAAAAAUAAAGAAUAAA
Messenger RNA from Armigeres subalbatus, 2662 nucleotides. It is a transcript of the gene IFT57, whose product is annotated as intraflagellar transport protein 57 homolog. Gene Ontology annotation, biological process: intraciliary transport; non-motile cilium assembly. The transcript has 3 exons. The record is from RefSeq and is a predicted model, not a curated record. Gene Ontology annotation, cellular component: cilium; intraciliary transport particle B; centrosome. NCBI's taxonomy places the organism in Eukaryota, Metazoa, Arthropoda, Insecta, Diptera, Culicidae. Bases 237 to 1448 code for a protein of 403 amino acids.